This is a messenger RNA of Gracilinanus agilis (Agile Gracile Mouse Opossum), 543 nucleotides long. RefSeq names its product chromosome 4 C1orf112 homolog (gene FIRRM). The transcript has 6 exons. The coding region runs from base 1 to 543 and encodes 180 amino acids. Lineage: Eukaryota; Metazoa; Chordata; Mammalia; Didelphimorphia; Didelphidae. The record is from RefSeq and is a predicted model, not a curated record.
AUGUCUCAGGACCGCGCGGAGCCAGCGAAUACCGUGGUGCUGGAAGAGCUGGCAGGCUGGUCCGAGGACCUAUGCCGUCAGGAACUGCCUUCCGUCCUACCCCAACUUCUCUCUAUAUAUCAAUGUUCUGACAACUGGAAUGAACACAUACGAGUUCUGAAGAUGCUUACAGAAAUGUUUUUACCUCAUAUCAACUACUUAUCAUUGGAACAGACAUUUUUUUCACAAGUGUUACCAAAGACUGUAAAAUUAUUUGAUGAUAUGAUGUAUGAUUUAUCCAGUCAGGCAAGAGAAUUAUCAAGCCAAAAUUUAGAACUCCAGGCUACACUAAGGAAUAUUUUACAAUCAAUGGUGCAACUCUUAGGAGCUCUUAGAGGAUGUGUACAACAUGUUUGUACCAUGCAAGAAUCCAUAGUUCUAGAGAAUAUACACAGCCUUCCCUCUUCGGUCCUUCACGUAAUCAAGAGCACAUUUGUACAUUGCAAGUUUCAGAUCUUCUUCAGGCCCUUUUCAAAGAGGCUUAUUCCCUUCAGAAGCACUUAA